UAAGUACUCUAAGCAACUGGUUAGACAAAUUUUUCUUUCCUUACUGUUCAAUUCCCACUCUUUCAUUUUACCCAGAUAAUAUAACAAAGGCUUAUUCAUGGGUGAGAUCCAAGCUUUUCAUACACUUUCACCCCACCAUUAUGUCUGCGUGUGAUAAUUGUUAUUCAGAACGCGUUUCUGAAACAGAACAUGUCCGGGCUGAAAAUAGCUGCUGUUAGGGGCAGUUCCACAGAGCACCGUGGUGGUGCAGUGCCACCCAGUGAUUGUCUGUCUUACUACAGGAUGGUGCAAUAGGAAACGCGUUUCCUACCCUACUGUCUGAUUUUCCUAUAUUAUUACUUUACAUCCAGAGUUAUAAUCUUGAAUCCAAAAGGUUCAUCUUGCACUGUCCAGGAGACGUGUGCUGUCCUGGCCCCCGCCCCAAAUUGCUUACAUCCUCCUGGAUGAUAUGAUGAGAUUUUACUCUAGUUAUUUAUAUCUCUGCAGCAGACCGUAAAUUCUUACAUUCAGUAAGUGAUGGCUUAUCAUUUUCAUGCCACUAUGGUUUAAAGCAUGCAUUAAAUUAACUGCCUGAGGGUUGUGGCCUCAAAUAAAUCAGUAAGCAAGUAUUUAAACCAUUAGUAAUCCUUUAUGUUCCCACAGAAACAUGUGCUGCUAAUGCAGGCUCUAUGUGGCUGGUGAAACAGAUGAAUCUGCUUUUUAUCAAAAUAUACUGAUGUCUUCUGAACGAAUUCAGGUAUUCAAGGAACUUCAUAACAAUCCUUUGAAUGAACUGAAGCUUCCAGAGUUCAUCUUGUCCCUGCUACUAGUGAAACUAUGAUUUUAUUGUAGUGUAGUAGUACUGUACUACAUUAAAUAUAUUAUUAUAGUAUAGUAGGAGAUUAUUUCUCCUGUGGCAGUGAUUUUUUUUUUUAGGUCUUGCUAGCAGAAAGGUUUUCAUAGAGCUCAGAACAUCGGCUUAUUCUACAAGCAAGAGUUAAAGUCAUCCCUCUUGAAGAGUUUCAUCCUGCUUAGAGCUUUACUGUAUUACAUGAGUAUAUAAUUCAUAGCUAUGACAGUCACAGCACUCUUGCAGGAUGGCAGCUGUGGUUAUUUACAUCUUACCAAGAAAUAUAAAGCAUGGGGGAUGCUGAGCAGCUGGUCUUAAGCUAUGGGAGGCUAUGGUCACAAACCUAGAUAUCCUCAAAUGUCUAUCCUGUUCCUUGAUCAUGAACCUGUUGUGUUUUGCAGGAUUUUUGCAGAACAAAUCUUUAGUGAAUACUGACAUUUUGUCCCAGAUUUAUCCUCUGUUUGCAUGUAAAUCUGUUCAGUGUUUUAAUUCAUGAUGGUUGUCCUAUUAAAAACGGGCUUCAAUGCAAACUAUCACAGACUCCUGAUGUGAUCACCCUGUUAUGUCUGCAGAGCUGCUAUAUAUGCAGCCACUGUGGGGAUGAACUUGUCAAACUGGAAUGAAUUUAGCUCAAGGGACACUUGUCAUGAAGACCAGCCUAUAACGUUACCAUCAGUGAGUCUCUCAGUGCACAAAUCACCAUGGCUUUGCAAAACAUAAGGCCUUGACCAUGCCUCAGUAUUUGGCUGUAACUUUUGGAUGCUGUUACCUGUAAGUGCGCACAUAACCCUAAAAUGGAAAGCAAAAUUUCCUAAGAAAGCAACAACAGGGGAAAAAAAGUCUUCUGGUACUUCUCCAAAUCCUGGAAUCAAGGAAUUAUCACUAUCAUCUUCCUGGUGCUUUUGUUAUGUAGAAAGCAUUACCACAGAGGAAAAUGAAGAUAAAGAAGAGUGGAAAACCAAGAAGAGGAAAAGUCUGCAAAGUUGAAUCUAGAAGAAAGUGCUUUUGAAGCACUGGAAAAAGACUUCCAAGAAGUCAUCAAUCUUCUUAAGGGAGAUAACACUCUGGAAAAAUUUCGAACGGAAUAUGAGAAGCUCUAUGCUGUUUUGAAGAAGUCACAUGAAAAUGAGAAGAGACUCAUGGAAAAAUGCAGGCAGCUGAACGCUGAACUUGUGGUCAACUCCUCUAAAGUAGCUGCUCUCACAAAGCUUUCGAAGGACGAUCGGGGGACUAUAUCAUCAAUGAAGGCGGAGAUUGAAAAAGCCUGGAAAAUGGUGGAUGCAGCCUUUGAAAAGGAACAGAAAGCAAAGGAAACAAUUAAUUCACUACAGGAGGAAAUAGCACGCCUGUCUAGUUCAGUGGAGCAGGGAUCUGGACUGUCUUCCAGUCAGGAGUACAAUAUCAGUGAUUUGAUAAAAUACAAAGAAGAGAUAACAAAGGAGCGAGACGAACUCUUGUCAGAAGUCGUGGAGUUACGUCAAAGUCUGGCUCAAGCCACAGAGCAGCAGCAGGAUGCAGAGAGGGCAAAGAAUGAGGCAGAUGAAGCCAUUAUGCAGCUUCAGCAAGAAAUCCAACUGCGUAACAAUGAGAUAUCACGAGAAGCUCGGAAAAAAGAAAAAAUGGACAAGGAGCUGAAAAAUCUUCAAGCUGAAAUAGCUAAUAAGCAGACUGAGAUCAAGAACUUACAGCAACGUAUACAGAAGAACAAAGAAGAACAACAGAAACUGGAACAAAAUCUAAAAGAGCAGAAGAUGUUGAAUGAAAAAACUGGUAAGGAACUUGAGCAAUUUCAGAUGAGAAAUACUAAGCUUAUGCAAGAGAGUGAGCAGCACAGCGUGAUGUUUCAAGGAGUAAUGCAGGAUCUUCACAAAAAGACAGCAGAACUGAAAGUCAAAAACAAUGAACUGUCUCAAGUGCGACUUGAAAUUUCAAAGUUGAACAAAUUAAGUGUUGCUCUCCAGAGUAAGCUACGUGCUGCAGAAGAAAAGAAAGUUGCUGCAGGACAUGAGAGAGAGACCCUAAAAAGUCAUAUAUCUAGUCUAGAGAGAGAGUUGGAGGCUGCCAAAAAGCAAGCAGAGAUUGACAAGAAAGCUAUAGAUGGUCUUGUGAGAGAAAGGGACACGCUUGGUCAGAACUUGAACAGGGCCACCAAUGCCGUUCAGAAGCAGAUAGAUUUGGUGAAGCUCCACGAGCAGUCCAAGAAAAGCUUAGAAGACGAAAUUCAAAAUUAUAAGAUCGAAGCUCAGAAACAAAGGAAGAUUAUUUACCAGUUGGAGAAGGAGAGAGAUUGUUUCAUCAGUGAAGCCAGUGAUCUCAAACAGAAGGUCCUCCAGCACAUGAAAGAUGUUGAAAUACGGGAAGUGAAGAUCUGUGACUGUGAGAGGAAAAUAGAAGAGUCUGAGCUUAAAUUAAAACAGCAACAAAACAUCUGUGAAACUGUGAGAACAGAGAGGAACCUGUACAGUAAAAAUCUGAUUGAAGCAAAGGAUGAGAUAACAGAAUUGAAGAAAAGACUGAAAACUGAGACACAUCAGGGGGAUCAGCUGAAAGAAGAGAUUGGAAAGAAAGCAGAUGCUCUGGCAAAAGCACAUCUGGAACAUCAGCAACUAGAGAGGGAGAAGGAAUCAUUGAAGACUGAACUGUCGAAGAUGAAAAAACAAGCUCUGGAGACCAAGAAAUUCAUAGAAAAUCAGGAGGCAGAAGAAAGAAAGCUCCUAAAUAUAAUUGCUGAGGCUGAUGCUGAGAGACUGAAGCAGAAGAAGGAAUACGAACAGGUUAUCAAUGAGAGAGAUGUCCUUGGGUCCCAACUUGUUCGACGCAAUGAUGAAGUGGCUCUUCUCUACGAAAAGAUCAAAAUCCAGCAAUCCAUCUUAAACAAGGGUGAGAGUCAGUACAGGCAGAGAAUGGAAGACAUCCGGCUUCUCAAGAUGGAGAUCAGAAAACUUCGUCGUGAGAAGGGAAUACUUGGUAAAACUGCGGCAAACGUAGAGGAGCUCAGACUGGAAGUUCAUCACAUGAGGAAGGACCUAUUAAGAGAACAGACUCGGUGCAAAGUUUUGGAAGAAGAACUGGAGAAUCCCUUGAAUGUUCACAGAUGGAGAAAACUGGAGGCCAGUGACCCAAGUACCUAUGAACUGAUCCAGAAAAUACACAGGCUACAGAAGCAGCUUAUCAGCAAGACAGGUGAAGUGAUAGAAAAAGAACUGCUCCUACAGGAAAAGGAGAAACUAUAUGUGGAAUUGAAGCAUGUCCUGGCCCGGCAGCCAGGGCCUGAAGCUGCAGAACAGUUACAGCUCUACCGGCACACUCUCCGAGAGAAGACCAAACAGCUGAAAAUUUUGUCCUCAGAACUGAAUAUGUAUGAAUCACAGAGCCAAGAAUACAAAUAUGAAAUUGAAAGGCUUGCCAACGAGCUUCUGAAUGUGAAAAAGAAAUAUCUGGCUCAGAAACGCAAGGAGCAUCAGGCCAAGGAGAAGGAGCGAUCCUUGGCUGGAAGGGAGUCUGAGUUCCCACACCUUAGACCUGAUGUUCCUCGCUUCACUGGAGGGGGCUUUGCUUUCAGCAGACCCAUUCCCAAAGUCACAGCUUAGGAGUGGAGUCAUCGCUUUCCCAGUCUCUUGCUAAACUCUGCCUGUGCUGGAUUGUUUGACAACUGAGAAUUUAGAAAGAAAUUCCUUAUCAACUUUUGCUCUGAAAUCACUGUAUUGCCUUCAGGACAAAUAAAGGCAUUUUGUGUUAGAACUAGCCUACUUCUGGUUCAGAAACAAAGGACUAAACCUACAUGUGUGAUGCCAGCAGAAACCUAAACUGUAGAACUGAGUGGUGGAGACUGUGCAGAUAUUUCUUCCAUACUGUAUCUCUUUAUUCAGCACAGUAACACCACAAAAUGCCUUAAUAUGUGGAGCGAUUUCCCCUUUAUCUACCUCUGUUGUAAGCACUCACUCCAUUUGUCGUCUGAGUCAAAACACCUGAAAGAAAAGUGAAAACGGAAAAGAAAAAUUAAUAAGCUGAUGUUCCAAGCCCUGCUGUGCAAAUGCAAAAUUAACAACUCUGUUCUUAGAUGUACACAUGUAGCAGUUCUUUGUGCAGGUGGUAUAUAAUUUGGUUUAUUCACUGUUUGCUGCAGUUGUUAGUGAGAUCAAGGAGGCUUGCGGCUGCAAUGUGCAUUAUUAAGAAUGUGAUUCUGUUUACUCUGAUAGACACAAAGUGACAUAAUUAUGCCUAUUCAACUGGGGAGACUGCACACUGGCUGGGACAUGCUGUUCUCCCACGUAAAUCCUUCCCAGUAAGUCAAACUUGGAUUCAAAACACGGGAAACUUUACUCUUUAAUUUCUAGGCUUGGGCAUUUUUGUAACUUUCAGAAAUUGUUUUUGUAAUGCAGCAGGAGCCCUCCAACCUUUUCAGCCAAAAGAGAUUUAAUUACCAUUCAUUAACAAGUGAAAUAACAAAGUCACUGCAUGAGGUGCUGAAGUAUAGAAAACUUUCAAGCUGUAAAAUAAAAUGUUUUCAAACUGA
Molecule: messenger RNA, 5345 nt
Organism: Coturnix japonica (Japanese quail)
Lineage: Eukaryota; Metazoa; Chordata; Aves; Galliformes; Phasianidae
Source: RefSeq, a predicted model, not a curated record